Ictalurus furcatus (blue catfish) is the source of this 2824-nucleotide messenger RNA. RefSeq names its product nanos homolog 3-like. The transcript has 2 exons. Gene Ontology annotation, biological process: negative regulation of translation; oogenesis. Bases 276 to 881 code for a protein of 201 amino acids. The record is from RefSeq and is a predicted model, not a curated record. Gene Ontology annotation, molecular function: mRNA binding; zinc ion binding. Gene Ontology annotation, cellular component: perinuclear region of cytoplasm. Lineage: Eukaryota; Metazoa; Chordata; Actinopteri; Siluriformes; Ictaluridae.
AAUGUGAUCAGUGUCUUCACAUAGAUGAGUAUCAUUUAUCAUUAAUAAUAAUAUAUAUAACUAAAGGCAAACUGAGCAAAUUUGUUAUUUCAGAAGAGUUUAUCAAACUGGUAGCCCUUCGUAUGACUCAGUACCCAUGAAGUAGCUCUCAGUUUCAAAAAGGUUCGUGUCCUGCUAAAUCAUCACUGACUAGGAACUAUAUAUUUGAUAUCGUUUCCUGCAUGUUCAGAGUUUAGCGACGCACAACUACGUACUAUUUAUGUUUUGACCAGUUAAUGUUUUUGAAGCGCAUGUGGUUUUCUCUGCUGCGCCACAGUCUUGCGCCUCACGGCUCCAUGGAGCCCGAGGACCAGCGUCACUUCCAGCCGUGGCGGGAUUACUUGGGUCUCGCGGACAUGGUGCGUAUGAUGCGGGAAACCUCUGUUCCCGAACCUCACCAGGUCCUGAAGUUCGGGUUUACGCCUGAGAUUUCUCAUCACCAGGGCCGUAAUGCUGUAAUGUUCCAGACUUUCCCCGAGCCUGAGAUGUCCGAGGUCAGAGGCAGUCCGAAAACGCCGGAGGGGCAACUGAAAUGCGGCCGUAGCGGGACCACAGGGUCUCCACCUCUACCUCCAUCAUCUGAAGGUUCUCGCUCUGGGGAAAUGUUAUGCAGUUUCUGCAAACAUAACCGCGAGUCUGAAGAAGUGUUCAAGUCGCACUGCCUGAGGGGAAGCGGCGGAGUAGUGACGUGUCCUUACCUGCGCCGGUACGUGUGUCCGCUGUGCGGGGCGACGGGCGACCGCGCGCACACCAUACGCCUCUGCCCGCUCGUGGACAGCACGUACAGCCCCGUGUACACCACCAGGUGCCCCUGUACUGCCUGGAAAUUACGUAAAAUCUGAACGCCACUUUCACACUCGCUACCAAACUGUAGGUAAUUUUUCAUUUUAUUUUAAUUUUUUACCUGGGAAGGUGAACAAGAUGCUUCACAGGUACGUCAGCAAUCCUUAAAGUCCGGUACUGUACCUGAAAUACUUUUAUAUGUAGGCUUCACUAUAUAUUCAAAAGGUACUAAAGAUGUACCAGUUAUGAUACCAUUUCAGAGAAAAGAUGAAGUACAGUUGGUGCUUUUAUCUGAGGGUGUGUGGCUGUAGAAAGUUCCAAGUGCUUUAAAAAAAAAUAAAUAAAUAAAAAAAAUAAAAUAAAAUAAAAUUGUUGCGCAAAAAAAAGUUUUUCAGAAUUAUAUAUUUAAUGUCUGCAUUAUUGUACGUAUUGUUAUGGCUUAGAGCUGUUAGGCUUAGUUGUUUUUAACUCUGGAAUGACCUGCCCUGGGUUUAGAGCUGUAACACCUGGAAAGGUGUGACUGUCAAGAGUUUUAUUUUACUAACUUUGUGUGCACUUUAUUUGUGUAUGCACUUGUUUUGUGUUUUUAUUUCCACUGGGGUUUUUGGUUUUUGAAGCUGAUUUCUCGAACAAGCUUGUGCUCAGGCCUCUUUGGAUCAUCACAGGUGCAACAUGUUACAGGUGCAGGUUUUUCCAGGGCUUCAUGAUGGGACCGUGAAUCUCCGACCUGAUGCUAUUUUUCUGGUCUGUUUUAUUGACAAUUCUAAGAACUUCUGAUGUGUGACCUUUUAAAAUGUUUUAGAGCUUUUUGGAUGUGAGUUAAUAUACUUUAUAUGCAUGUAACAAGCCUCAGUGCUGCAUUUGUUUGUUUUUAUAUAUUAUUUAAAACGUAAAUGUUAUACUAUCUUGGUAGAAAUGACAUAGUCGAUGCCUCUGAAUCUUCUGCAAUUCUGUAACAGUUUCAGUUUGUAAAAAGAUUUUUUUGUUGUUGUUUUAAUUUUUUAUCCACUUUUGUAAAAUAAAAAUGUGACCAGAGUGUGAAUUUUUGUCUUCACUGACUUCAAGUGCUAGUUUAGGGUGGCUAUUAAGCAGACACAAUCUUUUUGACUUAAUUUAAUUCAAAUUCAAACUUGAAAUUCUGGGGGAAAGCCUGUAUCUUCUGUGCCUGUGCCAACAACAGCAGGGCCAUUAAGGAAGACAGAAGAGCAUAUUCCCCCAGAGCAUAUUUUCAUAGGUCAACUACUUAAAGAAUUAAUAAAACUUUUAAUUAUUAUAUUAAAGCUGAGAAUUAGGCCUUUGCAGAGAUGCCUAGAAUGUUUAUAUGGGACCUUCUGGUGGUGAACAGGAUAUUAUUUAGUGCAAGUUGAAGUUGACCCUUGAAGGCCCAAGACCAACUUAAGGCCUGUCCCGGUGGACGUAGAUGGUACUGCAGUGAAUUUCUGAAAUUUUCACCAGAUGUGGUGUAAUGAUUGAGGAUUCACUCAUGCAAGCACACAGAUAAGCCACAUGUUUAUAUAAUAACUUGUUUGAUAACGGUGUGAUUAAAUAAAUGUGUAUCACAUUAAAUGUGAGAAUAAAUGUGACUCUGAUCGUUUUGAUCAUUGCAAUUGAAUUGCAUUUAAUUUGAUUUAUUAUUUCACCUUUUGAAGCAGUCAGCAAAAGACAGCCACUAAGGAGAACAAUACAUUUAGCCCCUGUGCUGGGAGAUGAUAGGUCUGGGUAGUGUGAAAAUCUCAGCUAAGUGCCUGCAAAGAGCAUAGCGUCCAUAGGACGCCUUCAUCUUCAAUGCAAUUCAAGUGAUAAACUGGACAUUUUCUCUAGACUCAGGGAAUUUUUGAAUGGUGUCUCUAUGCCCAUCCAAAGUUGAGAAAGCUUAUCAGAAGUGAUAUGAGCCUCACCUCAAAUUAAAACCAAAAGGCGUGCAGACUGGACUGCCAGUUUGUGGACAAUUGUGGAAUUCAGCCACAAUUAUGUUAUCAUAUUAUUAUAAUAUUGUGGGUAU